Messenger RNA from Desarmillaria tabescens, 3597 nucleotides. Its product is annotated as GAF domain-like protein. The record is from RefSeq and is a predicted model, not a curated record. Bases 1 to 3597 code for a protein of 1198 amino acids. Gene Ontology annotation, molecular function: transferase activity, transferring phosphorus-containing groups; protein binding. Lineage: Eukaryota; Fungi; Basidiomycota; Agaricomycetes; Agaricales; Physalacriaceae. Gene Ontology annotation, biological process: phosphorylation; detection of visible light; regulation of DNA-templated transcription. The transcript has 20 exons.
AUGUGUCAUCCUCCUACCAUUCCUCGUUCUAUUAGCUCAUAUUUGUCAGCCACGGGAGAUAAUAACGCCUCGAAUGCCUCUCCGGAAGAUAGCGCGGGUUCACAACUGUCUUCGACCUCGGAGGAACCUCUUUUCACAGUUCGCUUCCAAGCCACGCAAGAUGAACACGGUCAUCACGUUGUACUUGGAAGAGAAGGAAAGCUGACGCGCUGUGAGGAUGAGCCCAUUCGAACUCCCGGUGCAGUUCAAGGUUUUGGGGUGCUUAUCGCUGUGGAUGAACAAGAUGACGUUUUAGUUGUCCGUCAAGUUUCUGAGAACUCUACUGAAUUGCUGGGUCUGUCCCCGCGGUAUCUGUUCUCCCUCGAUUGUUUCACGGAUACGCUACCGGAAUCGCAAGCCGAUUUACUCUGGAAUAAUGUUCAGUUCUUAUCAGAACUAGAUUCACAACCGCCAGACGGCGGGCAUGACCCACCACACAUCUUUCGCAUAUCAGGUUGGGGAGCCCCUGGAACGGCAACAGUUUCUCCGGAUACAAGUGGUUCUGAUGGUGAAGAUCGACGUUUCUGGACAUGUUGGUGUGCAAUCCAUAGGCCGCCAAGCGCAACGGGGUCAAAUUCCAAACUAUUCGUCAUGGAAUUCGAGUUAGAAGUGGAUGUGUUAAAUCCACUAUAUCCACCUAUUUCUAUGCCCAAGACCAUGAAUCCAGCUUCGCUAGGACAUAAUGCCUCCGGUUCGGUUUCCGAGAGUAUAACUGCCAGUGGGGCUUCGAACGACGGCUCGGGCAGAACUUCACUGGGCGCUGGUGACACAAUUAGCUCUCUGCCGAGCUCCCGCGGCCUCGACGGCGAUGAGACCUGGAUCCCGAGUGCUGCGGAUAUCAUUGAAAGUACGACUUCGUUGUCCAAGCCGCUUCCUGCUCUGGAGCGCCUGCGUCGUCUAACACGCACUGCUCCCUCAGAACCGACUUCCAUGAAGGCGAAGUCGCGACGCGGAAGAAAAGCAAUGAUCCCAGGAGGUAGUGAGAUGAUGGAUGUUUUGGCAAUCAUGGCUCAGAUAAAUGAACAGCUUGGUGAUCCGCCGGAUUUGGAAACCUUUUUGAAGGUGGUAGUUGGAAUUAUCAAAGAUUUGACACAGUUUCACAGGGUUCUCGUGUACCAGUUUGACGAACAGUGGAAUGGUCAGGUCGUCGCCGAAUUGGUCGAUUGGAAUAUGACGCAUGAUCUUUACAAGGGCUUGCAUUUUCCUGCUGGGGAUAUACCAGCACAGGCUCGACAGUUAUACACAACAAACAAAGUCCGAAUUCUUUAUGAUCGGGACCAGGCGACUGCUCGAAUCGUAGUGCGGUCCAAAGAAGAUCUCGAGCGACCUCUGGAUAUGACACAUUGUCACCUGCGUGCUAUGAGUCCUAUUCAUGUCAAAUAUCUUGGCAACAUGGGUGUUCGUGCUUCGAUGUCUAUCUCUAUCAUGGCGUUCGGGGCUCUGUGGGGUUUAGUGACAUGUCAUUCAUAUGGUCCGCAUGGGAUGCGUGUAUCACUACCCACUCGGGAGAUGCUCAAACUUCUCAGCCAGUCCAUUUCCAGAAACAUUGAACGACUCAGCUACGCUCAACGAUUACAUACCAGGAAACUUAUAAACACGAUGACUUCAGAAAACCAUCCCACUGGUUAUAUUGUAUCGGAUUUCGACAGUUUGCUCAACUUGUUCGAUGCCGACUUCGGCGUCUUGGUCAUCGGUGACGGAGCGAAGAUCCUAGGUCCCAAUGAACAUGGACAAGAGAUUUUGAUCAUGGCGGAAUACCUCAGACUGAAGCAAUUUGGGACCAUUCAAGUAUCACAAGCAGGUCUCGAUGUAGUUGCGGGCCUGAUGUAUGUUCCUCUAUCGAGUGGAGGCAAGGAUUUUAUUGCGUUCCUACGAAAAGGACAACCGCGGGAUGUCCAUUGGGCCGGGAAGCCGUUCAAAGGCGAUGGGUCAAAUGCAGUAUUAGAGCCAAGAAAAUCAUUUAAGAUCUGGUCAGAAACUGUUGCUGGAAGAUGUAGAGCUUGGACGGACGAGCAGCUGGAGACUGCGGGUGUGCUGGCCUUGGUUUAUGGAAAGUUCAUCGAAGUUUGGAGGCAGAAGGAGAACGCGUUGCAGACGACUAAACUGACCAACUUGUUGCUAUCGAAUGCUUCACACGAAGUAUUUGACCUCACGAAACUAGAAAGUGGGAACGAGACAUCUUUUAAUCAACUCUUCAAUCUACCUGCAGCUAUCGAGGAGGCGAUUAGCCCGUAUAGAAGCGAAGCCCAACGACAGACUAUCGAUUUUAUUCUAGAUAUAUCUGAAAGUCCCAAAGAAGUUAUUGGUGACGUUAGGAAGAUUCAAACUGUGGUCCAGAACCUCACGGCAAACGCUUUAAAGUACACGGCGCAAGGGUCCAUCACAGUGUGCUGUGUACCAACACAAGAAUCCGUUAGCCUGCACGCCUCCCAGCAGACGGCGGUGGAAAUCGUAGUGGCCGAUACCGGAUGCGGCAUGCAACAAGAAAAGCUUCAAAACAUAUUUCGAGAAUUCGAACAGGUGGAAUCAUCAGAGCCUAAAACUAGUGCGGAUGCUGGUGUCGGACUGGGCCUCGCAGUAGUUGCCCGUAUUGUUGAACAGCUAGGCGGACAGCUUCGAGUUGAUUCUAAAGUUGAACAGGGUAGCCGUUUUUCCUUCCUCAUUCCACUCUCCUUUUAUGCAGGAGGUCCGAAUUCCCUGUCGAGCUCCUCUCGAGCAUCGUCUUCAGAUUCGCUUCGUAUUCGUUCUCGUCCUCCCAGCAUCAACUCUGGCAAGGAGAUCGAUUCAUUAGUCGAAGCCAUAUCAUCGAGUCAUAUGGGACCCAAAUCUUCUUCGCAGAAGUCAUCGCCCUCAUUGGAGGACCAGCGAAAUAUCGACGGUUUCCCAAAAAUUUCCUCGAGGAAACGUAGUGAGGGAACAUUCGAGGUUGUUGGGUCCCAAGUCCCUGUUCGACCAAUCAAAAUGGACGAGAAUAUAAAUACACCCAGCGCUAAUCUUCGUCCAGCCUCCUCUGUAGCUAGAUCUUCUCAUGGGAAUCGUGCUGCAGCCUCUGCGGAGCCCCCGGGCCCUUCGCAGAAACAUUCAUCCCAAUUACGGGUUUUGAUUGUAGAGGACAAUAUUCUCAAUCAAAAACUACUCGCAAAGCGACUCAGACUCGAUGGUCAUACUGUCGUCAACACUAUGAAUGGACAGGAAGGUCUUGACGCCGUGAAGGCCGAUCGCGACUUCGAUUGCGUGUUGAUGGACCUCAGCAUGCCUAUUCUCAAUGGUUUCGAAGCGACGGAGAAAAUACGGGGAGUUGAAGCAGAAUCACCGGCAUCAACUCUUCGGCUUUCGCAUCAGUUGAAUGGGCGGAUUCCUAUAUUCGCUGUAUCUGCGUCGCUGUUUGAACAGCAGCGGGACAAGCUGUCGAAAUGUGGUAUGGACGGAUGGAUACUGAAGCCCAUCGACUUCAAGAGACUAGGCGUGAUUCUAUCUGGGGUGACUGAUGUAGGGCAGCGUCAACGGGACGUGUAUAGGCCUGGUUGUCAUAUUCACGUGCGAGGCCUGUAUCUCUAG